Molecule: messenger RNA, 1975 nt
Organism: Drosophila mauritiana
Lineage: Eukaryota; Metazoa; Arthropoda; Insecta; Diptera; Drosophilidae
Exons: 4
Coding region: 178-1848 (556 amino acids)
Source: RefSeq, a predicted model, not a curated record
UUACUAGGUACUAGUAAAUUGUUUGUUAUUUUUAUACAACUACCGCAGUCAGUACACUAGAGCCGCAAAAAUAUCCAAAUUUUGUAGAGUUCGAGUUCCUUCCUUUGGCACAAACCAUAAGUUCAUCAGAUUGUCGGACAUACGGUAACUAUUCCACAAUACAUUGUCUGUUCCCUUAUGGAGCAGAUCUUUGAGUUCCCGGCUCGUGCAAUGGGUCUGGGAUUGGUCCAGAUGCCGCAGAUGCAGAUACCAAUCCCGUGUAGGAGGGGGUAUUCGCUAAAUCCGAACGCAGUGGAAUUCGUGCCAUCUUUUCGCCAGAAGCCCGAGCUUCCAAGUCUAUCGACCAAAACGGAGGCGACCUCAACUACAACAUUGCUGCGUCCCGAGGUCGUUGGUGAUGCCGCGAAUACUGUUGAAAAUGAUGUUUUUCUCGAGCGCCAGAUCUUUGACACACUAAGUCAACUGGGAGAUGAGCAAAUGCCUCUGGAAGAGAUCGCGGUGGGUGUAUUACCAGGAGGACAAGGUCUUAGUAUGACUUUCACCACCAAAGAGCACGAUCAGCUGCAGCCUAUGGACCGAAAUACUCUAGUAAAGCACAGUCGACAGAUCCUCCAGCUGGCUGUGGGCGAUCACGAGAAGCUGGCAAACAGACCUGAGACCGUCCUUGUUGCCCAAUUCCUCAUCCGGGUCAACGAUCUUUUGAACGAGAAGUAUGACUACGGUGGAUCCGUGUGUCCCAGGUGCACCCUGUGCUCAAAUCGCAGCUAUACGGAGCUGGAAAUCGAAAACCAAAUCGACUGCAUAAAGGCUUUUGAGAAAUUUUUCACCUUUACGGAAUCAACUCGCUACCAAGACAUAGUUUCUCACAAAGCCUUUAAGGAGCUGUGCCACAGGCUGGGAUUAAUCGUGAGUCGAGAUCAGAUCCAGGUGAACCGCCCUUCCACAGUGGUCCCUCCACCCACGGCACAGUCCUCUAGUAUAACCAUUUGCAUGUCCAAGAACGAAAUGGAAUCUGAUGUUGAGGCCAAGGCUUAUAGAGGAGAUGACGAAUCCAAUUUCAACGGUUGUGAACUGACCGCGAAUGGAGGUCAACAGCCAUCUAUUUCAAAUGAAUAUUUGAGGGGAAAGCUUUACAGAUACGAAGACUCUCAGGGAUGCCAGUUGGUCAACGAACUGAAUGUAAGUCAACAAAAAAUUGAAGCUAUGGAGGUAGAUGAAUUCGAGUUGGAUUUACCAUCUACCACGAAGCCCAAGACCGUGGUAACCGCUAGUGUGCCGGCAACCUUUCCUCGGGUGUACAAAUCAGCCAAAGCCAAAUGCUCGGCUCGAGGGGCAGGAUCUAGUGGUCAACAGAGUGGCUACAAUAACAGGGCAGUCCGUUUAAUGACGCAGCCGUCAAAGGGCUCACCCACGACUUCACAUUUUCGGACUAUUGCAGUUGGUUGCCACCACCAAGCUGGAUCGGCUGCCCCCCGAAAGCUCCAAAUGGAUUCGUGCCCAACCGGGGCUGCCCGCAAGCAAAAUAGGUUGACUGAAGCUAAAUCAAAAAUUUACCAGCCAUCUGGCAGUUCGCAAAGACUUUCAACAGGUCGCGAUACAAAACUAGGAAAAUCUGGUACAAACGUACCAAAACAGAAGUCAAAUCAUAUUUGCAAGUCAGGAAAAAUGUCUACCACCAGCAGGAUUUCCAUGUCUAAUCCAAAGCAAACCAAUGGCAACCCACAGCGAAUGAUGCCAAGAAGCACAAACGCCUCAAUGAUGCGUCAGUCCGAGGUCAAGCGGCGCAUGAGUUUGAUGCGCGCCGACAGUGAUUCGGAUCUGCUAUACAACGAAUAUCUCUUCAAAUGAUUUGCAAUAAGUUAUAUGGAUUUGUUCCUUCCCUUUCAAAAAUUAGUUUUUCCAAUCCAAAUACCUAGGUUAUGUUAAAAUUAAAAUUGAAACCAAGACUGGGAAAACAAGUAAAGAAAGUGUAAUC